AUGUCUACUGAAGAUAAGCAGGUUUGUGAGGCAGUAGUUGAAAGGAAAGGGAUAGAACAGGAAGACAGAGAUGAUUCAGGAAUCAGUGAUUAUAGAUUGUCAUUAGGAAGCCCAUCAGCACAUUCAACUAGUUAUCCUGAGACACUGGGACAAACGACGAGAAAUAAGCCAGUUUCAGAGGAUGCAGAUAUACGAUCGAUGUUGGCAGCCUUGCUAAAAGAAACUAGAGAGAGGGAAGAAAAAUUCCACAAAUCAGUAGAGAAAGGUUUACAAGAAACAAGAGAAUCACUAAAGGGUUUGCAAGAAACUAACGCAUCAUUAGAGAAAGGUUUACAACAAACUAACGCAUCAUUAGAGAAGGGUUUACAAGAAAAUAGAGAAAGCUUAGAAAAGUCAUUUAAGGAAACUCUAACACAAGAGCUCAAAACAUCAGAAAGGAAGAUAGAAUGUAAUCUGAAGAAGGAAAUGCAGGAGUUACAAGAACGACUGAAGAUGGACAUCGACGAGAGAGAGAGGAAGCUACAGAAGAGCAUAGACCAAGUCCAGGGAGACGUGGAGAAGAUGGAAGGAAAGUUAACAAAAAAGGUGGAAGACGAUAUUGAAGAAACGAAAGCCGAAUUGGGAGAAAGAAUCAACGAAGUGGAAACAAAUUGCAAUCAUCGAAUCGCCGAGGUGACGCAGAUGCAGAAACAAUGCAAUGAUGCGGUUAAGGGGAUAGGAGAUAAGCAAAACCAACUGGCUGUCCAUCUGAGGAAUGCUAUAGCCGUGCAACGAGAAGAGGAUAACAAGAGGGUUGCAAUGGACGUCAGGCAAUCAGAACAGGGAGUGCAGCAAUUGGAGAGCAAGACGGAAGAAAUUGAUAAAUGA
Messenger RNA from Schistocerca americana (American grasshopper), 867 nucleotides. Its product is annotated as golgin candidate 3-like. The transcript has a single exon. The record is from RefSeq and is a predicted model, not a curated record. The coding region runs from base 1 to 867 and encodes 288 amino acids. Lineage: Eukaryota; Metazoa; Arthropoda; Insecta; Orthoptera; Acrididae.